Messenger RNA from Cuscuta epithymum, 1641 nucleotides. NCBI's taxonomy places the organism in Eukaryota, Viridiplantae, Streptophyta, Magnoliopsida, Solanales, Convolvulaceae. The record is from the annotation of a GenBank genome assembly.
AUAAACACACUAGAGCAUUUGCGAAGAGCGGACAUCCCAUAUCCUCAACAGAGCAACAAUGGCGAUUUCAUCUCCAUAUCUCUUCCCAAUAUGCAAUUUCUCCUCCAUUGCGGCUAAACCAAAACUCUCUUUUCUUUCUAUGCCAUCAAAUUCUUGUAAGUUCCAGCCCAUCAAACCCUUCCUACUCUCGACAUCAAGAAUCCUUGCUGCCGCUGAUGUCUUGGACUCCUCCGCAGAUGCUGCUGAUACCGAGGACGAAGUUUCUGCUACUUCAUCACCAGAUGUCAGCUUUGACUCUGAUAAGGUGGCACCAAAACAGAAGAUUAGGAUCAAAUUGAAAUCAUACUGGGUGCCUUUGAUAGAAGACUCCUGCAAGCAGAUAAUGGAUGCUGCAAGGACAACAAAUGCAAAGACCAUGGGUCCCAUACCGCUGCCGACCAAGAAGAGAGUACAUUGUGUGCUUAAAUCCCCACAUGUGCACAAAGAUGCCAGGUUCCAUUUUGAGAUUAGAACACAUCAGCGCCUCAUUGACAUUCUUUACCCAACUGCCCAAACGAUUGACUCCUUGAUGCAGCUAGACCUUCCUGCUGGAGUUGAUGUGGAGGUCAAGCUAUGAAAAAUUCAGGGUCUCUCCUUCGUUAACUCAUCAGUAACCUUAUUAUUUCUUUACAGUUCUGCUUUUUGAAAUCUGAAUAGAAUCAGUGCUGAACAAACAUCGACUUGCCGAAGGGAAUGAUUGACACAAUCUCUCUGUCAAAGUUUGAAUGCUAUCAUUCAUCAUUGUGCACUAUAGAGUGUUUCUCCUUUUCAUAAAUACUUCCUCUGUUCGUUUUAAAUGCAACCCUUCAAAUUCACGCAAAGUUUAAGAAAUUGAUAUAAAACAUUUUUCUUCCUGUUUUUCCCUUCGGUGCUAACACUUUCUGACAAUCAACUAAUCAAGCUCCAUGUUCAUCUUUCGCCAUUGACACUUAGUAUUUUCUCUCUCAUGCCUCAUCCUUCAACGAACAUCUCUGCAUAGUAUUGCUCGUCUGAGUGGUUUUAUCUCUUAGGUUUAUUUAAAUCCAUUAUUGGAGUCUACCCGAGACUUGCUCAUUACUUAUUCCUUACAGUCCUAUUGGAUCUUGGUGGAAGUACAGAGAAACAUAUUUGCAUCGUCGCAAUUUAGGAUUUCUAGCUUGAACUCCAAAUUAAAUUAAACAAAAGAGAAAAAACUAGAAGGUUAUGAAAGAGGGGAAAAAGGAAUGGCUGAGAAAAAAGCUUGAAAGCCUGGAGAUUGGGAGAGGGAAGAAAUGGACAAAGAUGGAGGGUGGCCGGAGGGGUGGAAAGGGUAGGGCGGCGGGGAAUAUGGGUGCAGGGUGUAGGGUGCAGAAGAUGGACUUAUAGAGUUUAAGAGUAUGAUUGUCAUUUUGGUUAUUUGUUGUUACCAAAAAGGGAAGUGUUACCGUUAUUUUGAAAUUGUCCAAAAAGAAAAGUGUUUCAAUCAUUUAAGAGAAGUAUAUAAUUACUUCUAAUGGAACUCUAACUUCCUCUGUCAGGCCUUCCUGACUUUGUGUUUGCCUUUCUUACUUGACCUGAAUCCUGAAUAUGUUGCUCUUGUAAUUUUUUCAUUUUUACAUGUGAUCAGGAACGAAAGUGUGUGGG